GUCUACACAAUCUGCUUACGGUGGUCUCUAACCGAUGAUGGAACUGACAUUCACAGCGUAUGUCUGUCGGAGAGAACUCAGAGAAGCCGUUCGAUUAUGGAAGACCUGGGGGUCGAAGGAAUAGUUGUUAUUUGCUCCAUUUUGAUUCUGGUAUUCGUAUUCUUCUGCGGUAAAUGGACAUACAAUCGCUACUUCAUCUAUUUACGAGCACGACAACAAUCGAAAAUGAUCCAGUCUGUAUCGGGACAAUCAGUAUUGAGUCAACGAAGCAGCGAUGAUGCGAUAACAUUUGAGAACCACCAACUUCAGAUGUGUUCUUCGUUUUGUGACAGAGACAGCAUGGCUCAUGGACCACUUCUGAUCAAUGUUACGUGA
Messenger RNA from Ostertagia ostertagi, 375 nucleotides. The record is from the annotation of a GenBank genome assembly. Lineage: Eukaryota; Metazoa; Nematoda; Chromadorea; Rhabditida; Trichostrongylidae.